Molecule: messenger RNA, 2277 nt
Organism: Grosmannia clavigera kw1407
Lineage: Eukaryota; Fungi; Ascomycota; Sordariomycetes; Ophiostomatales; Ophiostomataceae
Exons: 4
Coding region: 1-2277 (758 amino acids)
Source: RefSeq, a predicted model, not a curated record
AUGCCUCCUCACUCAUUCGCGGAGUGGAUAAUCGGACAGAACUUGCCCAGACGGAUCCGAAAGCCCUACCCCCCUUCCCCUCCAAACAACGAAGUGCAGCAAUACAGGCUGGAGCUGUUCACCGAUGACGAGCUGCAGGUCGAGAAGGUAGCGUUGACUUAUCCGCGUGCCGUUCGGAUUGAGAAAGACGAGCCUGCAGAACCAGAAAAUCCUGCUGCUAAGAAGGUCUCAUUCUCCAGUCCUCCGAAGCCGGCCAUAAAAAAAACUGCGGCUACGUCACCGCCAGAAACACCACAAGAUGCUCCCGCUGUAUCUGACAAGGACGCAGAUACAAGCAGUUCUCUGGAAUAUGACUACAGUAGCGAUGGCCAUGGGCGAGGCCGGAGACGGCGUCGGACUAGAAGACACAGAAGUCGAAGCCGCUCGAGCAAGUCAGCAUCUAGUGCCCGCGACUCAGACGAUUCAGAGCCAUGCCGUUGUCCAAAGUGCAAGGCCAAGCAAACCAAGCAAAGCUUGCGCUACAGAGAUCGUCGACUGAACCAAAAAUUGCAAGAGCUGAGAGAGCUCGAACGCGACAGCUCUUCUGAUGAGUUCGCUACCACUUCUCCUGUGCCUGCUUCGCCAGAGGAUGCUCCUCAAACCGAAGAGUCCGAGUCCGAGACAAGCUACGAGUCCUAUUCAAAGAAUUCCACACCGAAAGGCGAAGAAGUAAAAGAGAAAGCAAUUGAAAAGGAACCUGAGGUGAAGAACCCCGAGGUAAAGGAGACCGAGGCAACUGGUGCUGCUGUCGAGCCUCCAAAGCCUCGGGAGAGUCUCAAGGCACCGGCUGUCCAACCCGCACCUUUCAGAGCGGAGACCGUUCCGCGCCAAGGCUUCCUCCGACCGAACCUCCUACUUCCUGUCAAGGCACACGUUCUUAAAGUCGAACAUGCCGUGGAAGAACCUGAAGAUCCACGGCCCAAUUCGUUUUACGAUGUUGACAGCGGAACGAUACGAGUUUACCACGGACCUGUUUACGGAAAUCCGACGGGAACUAUGUACCCAAUCCGCAACAGGAAUAGAGUUGCAAGCCUGCCUGUCGGAACACCACAUCCCAUGUCAAACCCAUACUAUGAGGCCUCGCCAUUCGGAGUGCCUUACAAUCCACGUAUGAAUCCGCUUAUGCCACCACCUAUGCCAUACUGGCCUGGCCAACCGGCACCCUCUCUUCCAGGCUUACCAGGAUACCCUCCAGUCCCUUAUUACAGUCCGGUGGGACUAGAGCCUAGAGCCAGAACUGUAUCUUCCGAUUCGAAUGGGAGGCUGGAAGCCCAUGCGGGCCAUGACUACCAGAAGAGGAAGUCCGGACGAGGAAAGCGGUCUCCGCCCAAUAAGGUGGAGAAAUCAAGAACUCGCCGUGACGACCGCUACUAUGGAUCGCCUCCGGAUCGGCGCCAAAAGCAUAGACGGCCUCCUCAUGGACAAAGGGCAAGAGAGAAUGAAGGCAACGAGGGCAACGAGGGCAACGAAGGUCUCAACUCAAACAACGAUGCUGCCAAUGUCUUCAACAAUGACGCCAACAACGGUGAAGGAUGGGGCAGAAGUGCUUGGGAUGACCCACCGCCACUGGAAGAAAUCAAAGAGGACAGCUGGGGUAACACAGUCCCGGUGGAAGCAUGGGACAACGAUGCUGGUGCAAAUCAAGCAGACCAAAAUAGAAACGACUGGGGGGGCACAGAUCAGAAGGAGGACAGAUGGGGGGCUGGAAGUGCCGACAACGACAACAAUAAUAAUAAUGGCGAAACUGAUUAUUGGGCCAAUGCCAAUGCAAAUGUAACCGCAUCGCAGAAGAAUUGGCACAAUGACAACUCAGGCGGCCAAAACGGAGAUCGGCCCAGCUCGGCAAACGACAAUGAUAGUUGGAAAAGGUCCUCCAGUGGCUACACCGGGCUCCCUUCAGAUUCGAACGUCAUUCCGCCCUCAGCGUACAGAAAAAAGAGCAUGGAAAUCCGCCGCGACAGUGGCGAGGCCGGAAACUGGGGCUGGGUUGAACAGCCGCCGAUCUUUAGGCGAGGAGCUUGGGAGGACCCAAUUUCAAAUACGCAGGAUUAUAUUUUUGAGAAUAGAGACAGACCGAGUCGAGCGAGACGAAACAAAACGAAGGUCGUGAAUGACAGAGACGACUUUGUACCAAGCUGGGGCGACCCGACGGCAGCCCAGAGCUCGCACGAUCCGCCGGCCUUUCGAAAUAGCAAGGACAAAAUGGGCAAAGAUGCUCCUGAGGCGGAACAAUGGUGA